AUCUUCGGGGUCACUGCGUACAGCCUCGGUGUCUCUCUUCAGUAAAAAUGGAUGGGAAAGCAGAUGUGAAGUCCCUCAUGGCGAAGUUUAACUCGGGGAGCCAUCCGGUGGAGGAGGUCUCGGGCAACCACCGGCCCUUCAAAGUCGCAGCCCAAAACUCGCCUUCAGGAAUACAAGCGAGAAAGAACUUGUUUGACAAUGCCACCGGAAAUGUCACCCCUUCAGCAGGACCCGGCAACGUGCCCAAGCUUGGGACUCCAAAGCCACCUUUGGCAGUGAAACCUACUUUUGAGGAAAAGCCUGACAAGGAGCCCAAACCUCCCUUUUUAAAGCCUACUGCAGUGGCUCAAAAAUUCGGAACGCUGACAAACUCGGUCACCAGAGACCCUGACACAAAAGUGGGAUUUCCAAAACCUGGAGGCCUCAAGCCCAUCAAUCUGCCCAAAGAAGAGUCCAAACCUGUGCUUCCCCGGCCCCCUGGGAAUAAGCUGCCACUUCACAGUGUGAACCAAGACCAAGAUGUGAAGACGCAAGUACCAAAGCCUGGGCCUCCUCCUCCAGCUACAGAAAAUGAACAGAGACAAGCAUUCCCCAAGGUGGCCGGGCCUAAAGCCAAGUUUAUGCCAGCCGCACAAGACCACGAUGCCAAACCCCUCUUCCCCAAGCCAACCAUUGGUCAGAAGCCAGCCCUGGGCCCUGAGAACCCCCAAGAAGAUGAGAGCCUCCCUAAGACUGUGUUUGCCCAGAGAGGAUUCCCCACACCCCUCGGAGCCAAGUCCAAGGGAGGCCCUUUAAAACCAACAAGGGAAGACUCAGAAAGUAAAGGCCAUGGAGGUGAUAUGUCGAGUUCUCCAUUUGCUGGAGUUGUUCUGAAACCUGCUGGAAACCGAGGAAGCCCAGGCCUCUCCAGAAAUGGUGAAGAAAAUAAAGAACACAGGAAGAUAGAUGCUGCUAAAAAUAUCUUCCUCAGCAAAAUGAAUCAGGAAGAGCCAGCAUCAGGGGCUGCUCCCUCCAGGUUUCCUAAGGUUCCUUCCAAGGUGACAGUGGGGGGCCCCUGGGCCCAAAAUCAAGAGAAAGAAAAAGAAGAUAAAAAUCCAGCAGUCCCAAGGCAGAAACCAUUGCCUCCUUUGUCUGCCUUGGGUCCACCUCCACCCAAACCCAACAGACCACCCCACGUUGACUUGGCGAGAUUCCGAAAAGUCGAUUCUGCAAAUAGUAUCAGCAAAAGCCAGACAUCUUACUCUACAACUUCCCUACCACCAACUCCAUCAUCCCAGCGACCCAGCCAGCCUCCCUUGCCAGCAUCUCACCCAUCACAGCCUCCAGCCCCAAGCCUCCCUCCCAGAAACAUUAAGCCUGCCUUUGACCCAAAAAGCAAUAUAAAUGAAGAAAGUCAGGAUGGCAUCAUGCACGCUGAAGGUACUGGAAUUCUAGAGGAGGAGCAAGAGAGUGAAGGAGAAACGUAUGAAGACAUAGAAGCCUCCAAAGAGCGAGACAAGAAACGGGAAAAGGAAGAAAAGAAGAGAUUAGAGCUAGAAAGAAAGGAACAGAAAGAAAAAGAGAAGAAAGAACAAGAGCUAAAGAAAAAAUUUAAACUAACAGGCCCUAUUCAAGUCAUCCACCAGGCAAAAGCUUGCUGUGAUGUCAAAGGAGGAAAGAAUGAACUGAGCUUCAAGCAAGGAGAAGAAAUUGAAAUAAUUCGUAUCACUGACAACCCAGAAGGAAAGUGGUUGGGCAGAACUGCAAGAGGGUCUUAUGGCUAUAUUAAAACAACUGCAGUAGAGAUUGAUUAUGAUUCUUUGAAAAGAAAAAAAUCUUCUUUCACUACUCUUCCCUCAAGACCCGUUGAAGAUGACCAAGAAGUAUAUGAUGAUGUUGCUGAGCAGGAUGCUAAUAACAGUCAAAAUCAGAGUGGAAGUGGAGAAGGAGCGUUCCCACUUCCACCAGAUGACAUUUAUGAUGGGAUAGAGGAGGAAGAUGGUGGCGAUUGUUCCGCGCCACAGGUUGAAGAGAAGAGUAGCACGUGGUCCUGGGGAAUUUUGAAGAAGUUAAAGGGAAAAGAUGACAAAAAGAAAAGUGUACGAGAGAAACGUAAAGUCUCUGAGUCAGACAAUAAUGAAGGUUCAUCUUUCCCUUCUCCUCCUAAACAAUUGGAGAUGGGAGAAGAAGUGUAUGAUGAUGUGGAUGCUUCUGACUUCCCUCCUCCGCCAGCAGAGAUGAGGUAA
This is a messenger RNA of Octodon degus (degu), 2225 nucleotides long. RefSeq names its product FYN binding protein 1 (gene Fyb1). The transcript is spliced from 14 exons. The record is from RefSeq and is a predicted model, not a curated record. Gene Ontology annotation, molecular function: protein binding. NCBI's taxonomy places the organism in Eukaryota, Metazoa, Chordata, Mammalia, Rodentia, Octodontidae. Gene Ontology annotation, cellular component: plasma membrane. The coding region runs from base 48 to 2225 and encodes 725 amino acids. Gene Ontology annotation, biological process: integrin-mediated signaling pathway; protein localization to plasma membrane; T cell receptor signaling pathway.